AUGCACAAACAUAAUACAAGUGAGGCAGAUGCCAAGGAAAAGUGCAAUAAGAAAAGACUCUUUGAAAACAUUCAGGUCCAUGCAGACAUCAACUAUGAUAGAGAACUCCGAAUCCUCCACACCCACAUCUCAGACACCUCCGUAGUGGUAAAGAUGGACAAUAGCCGAGACCUCAAUAUGGAUUGUGUCAUUGCUGAGAUCAAGGCUCAGUAUGAUGACAUUGCCAGCCGCAGCCGGGCUGAGGCUGAGUCCUGGUACCGCAGUAAGUGUGAAGAGAUGAAGGCUACAGUGAUCCGCCAUGGGGAGAGUCUGCGUAGGACCAAGGAGGAAAUCAAUGAGCUAAACCGCAUGAUCCAGAGGCUGACCGCCGAGGUGGAGAAUGUCAAGUGCCAGAAUUCCAAGCUGGAGGCUGCUGUGUCCCAAUCUGAGCAGCAAGGUGAGGCUGCCCUUAAUGAUGCCCGCUGCAAGCUGACUGAGCUGGAGUGUGCCCUGCAGAAAGCCAAGCAGGACAUGGCAUGUCUACUGAAGGAGUACCAGGAGGUCAUGAACUCCAAGCUGGGGCUGGACAUUGAAAUUGCCACUUACAAACGGCUGCUAGAGGGUGAAGAAUACAGGCUAUGUGAAGGUGUUGGUGCUGUGAAUGUCUGCGUCAGCAGCUCAAGGGGGGGAGUGGUCUGCGGUGACCUCUGCACAUCUGGCUCCAGACCGGUGACGGGAAGUGUCUGCAGUGCUCCCUGCAGCGGGAAUCUGGUGGUGAGCACUGGAGGACCCUGCGUGCCCUGUGGCCCCUGCAGCUCCGUGGCGUCCUGCGGCCUGGGCUCAGGGGGUGUCGGAUCCUGCGCUAUCAGCUCCUGCGGGGUUGGCUCCUAUGCCAGCAGCUGCCGCAAGUGUUAG
Messenger RNA from Gracilinanus agilis (Agile Gracile Mouse Opossum), 894 nucleotides. Its product is annotated as keratin, type II cuticular Hb1-like. Gene Ontology annotation, biological process: keratinization; intermediate filament organization. Gene Ontology annotation, molecular function: structural constituent of skin epidermis. The coding region runs from base 1 to 894 and encodes 297 amino acids. The record is from RefSeq and is a predicted model, not a curated record. Gene Ontology annotation, cellular component: keratin filament. Lineage: Eukaryota; Metazoa; Chordata; Mammalia; Didelphimorphia; Didelphidae. The transcript is spliced from 6 exons.